UCCUCCGCGCGCGCUCUCAUCUCUGCGCUCCAGCGUGCAGGCAGUGACUGCUGCUGUCUCGCGGCUUUUGGAGAGCUUGCACGCGCGCUGUAUGGAUGCUGAAUCUCUGGCGCUGCUGUAAACGCGACACGGAAGCAACAUGUCGAACAAUCCUCACGACCCGUUCUACUCGUCCCCGUUCGGACCCUUCUACCGGAGACACUCGCCGUACAUGGUGCAACCUGAGUACCGGAUCUAUGAGAUGAACAAGCGACUCCAGUCCCGGACUGAGGAGAGUGACAGUCUGUGGUGGGACGCAUUUGCUACAGAGUUUUUUGAGGAGGACGCCACAUUGACGCUUUCAUUUUGCCUUGAGGAUGGACCAAAAAGAUACACGAUCGGACGAACGCUUAUCCCUCGUUACUUCAGCACGGUGUUUGAGGGAGGUGUGUCAGACCUUUAUUACAUCCUAAAACACUCCAAAGAGUCUUUCCACAACUCCUGCAUCACUGUGGACUGCGACCAGUGUACCAUGGUCACGCAGCACGGCAAGCCAAUGUUCACCAAGGUGUGUACAGAGGGCCGAUUGAUUUUGGAGUUUGCCUUUGACGAUCUGAUGAGGAUUAAAACGUGGCACUUCAACAUCAGACAAUAUCGAGAACUCAUCCCAAGAAGCAUUCUCGCCAUGCACCUGGACAUCCACAGAACUUCAAAACGGAAAUUUUCCCCACAAAUCACAAAAAAGAACCCACUCGACAGACCACAACCAAGAGAAGAAAAAGAAAGAACUCAGCCAGCAGUGCGUCUAACAGUAGCCUAGGCAACAGUGCUGGUGGAAAGAAACGCAGCCCUGCCAACAACUUUACUCUGACCAGCCAGGUACCUGAUGUGAUGGUGGUGGGUGAGCCCACCCUAAUGGGUGGCGAGUUUGGCGAUGAGGACGAGCGCCUGAUCACCCGGCUAGAAAACACACAAUACGACGCCACAAAUGGCCUCGACGAUGAUGAUGACUUUACGAGCUCGCCGGCGCUUGGAAACAACAGCCCGUGGAACAGCAAGCCACCUACUGGACAGGACAGCAAGCCAGAGAGCACAGCCUCUCAGCCAUCUCAAUAGAAACCACCACCAGGGCGGCGCUCUCUCUAUCUGACCUCACUUUAUACCCCGUAUGAUGUACAUCUCACGUCAUGGUGUUAACGAUUCACCAUUUUUCUGACUAUUCUGCUUCAUUUUCUGGAUGACAUUUAAGAAAACUGACCAAAUUUUGGCCGCAAUAUUUCCCCAUUGGAUACUUUUGAAAUCAUCUGGUUAGGUUAAAAAGCAGCUGCAGAAAUGUGACUCUUGGAUGAACCUGAAUUUAUCGAAUGAGAAAUCUGCAUUAACAGGUGAGACCUGAAGCCAAUGUAAAAUGUAAAAAGCUAUCGUCCGUCUCGCAGUUAAGCACACAUCUCCAUAGUGACUCCAGAUGGUAACCACAGCCAAUGGCUGAAGAGAUGGUCAUGCUCAUUGUCUUUUCACUGGAGACUGGAACUGCAAAGGCAUCCACUGAGACCAAUCCCUGAACAUUUGCAUUUUUAUUGGAAAUUCGUUUGUCUAUUGUCUUUUCCCUCUGCUUUCAAUUAAAAGUGAACCACAAUGCGUUCCAUCAACUCAACAGACUGUAUUAACUAUAAAGACAGCUUUGGUCUCUGGUUUGAAAAGCGUUGCGUGUUGCCAUUUACAGAUUGAACUUUCUACAAAUAUCCCUACAUUUCGUUUCUCAGUCAAUUUUGUGUUGUUAUUUUAUUAAUUUGUGUUCUCCUUGCACUGUAACUCAGAGAUUAGGAGUUGACAGACAGACGCAUACUGUAUGAAAACAUUUGUCCAAAUGUAUGCCUCUGUUCCUUAUAAUGGCUUAUUUUCAUACUGGAAUAAUAUAUGUUUCUGCAUGGCAUUUUAAAAUCGGUGAUGAUGUUUGUUUUUUUUUACUCUAGGCCAUGUUCUGCUUUGUUUAUUGGUUUGGGAGCACAGUAAACAGGGUUACUUGACUUUAGGAAAGAAAUGCAGUCCAUCUGAUGUUAUUAAUGUUCUCAGACCUUGAUUUAAACUGCCGCGUAAUCGACUUUCCCCCCCAAAUAAUGGAUUUCAUGCUCAGGAAUGAACCUCAUACUGAGAAAGUUGUGAACAGGUUAUUGUUAAAUCACAUCCCAAAUAUAGUGUUUGAGCGGGUUUAUUUGAAAAACAUUAAUUUAAUCUAGCGUCACACUACUUUUAACAUGAAAUAUGAAAACUGCCUUUUUAAUAUCAAAUUUUAAAUUUGUUUUCAUAUAUGGUAAAUGUGGUAUUUUAAUUAAUUGGACUUGCAAUAAGUCCCUUUAAGAGUUUAUGCUUUAAUGAUGGAAAAAGGAUUGUAAUGAUAAUUUUGACAGCCAAAUGUGUUUUUAUUGUUUGGUUUCUUCAUGUUUCUGUACUUUAUCAUUACAAAAUAUAUUUCAUGAAUAUUAUCUCCAAAAACCAACAAAAUGAAAGGAGACACAAUCUCAGUCACCUGCUGUAUGAAUCUUGUAUUACUGGAACUCUGCACAGUUUGUAAUAUAUUUAGCAGAGGUGUUUUUUGUGUCAUACCCAAAGUCUUGUAUGUAUGCUUUGCCAUUUUAUGUGCCAAUAAAUUGUGCUUACACAACCUUUGCCUUAA
Misgurnus anguillicaudatus (oriental weatherfish) is the source of this 2653-nucleotide messenger RNA. The record is from RefSeq and is a predicted model, not a curated record. NCBI's taxonomy places the organism in Eukaryota, Metazoa, Chordata, Actinopteri, Cypriniformes, Cobitidae.